Messenger RNA from Notothenia coriiceps (black rockcod), 2257 nucleotides. RefSeq names its product rac GTPase-activating protein 1-like. The record is from RefSeq and is a predicted model, not a curated record. Gene Ontology annotation, cellular component: spindle midzone; midbody; cleavage furrow. The coding region runs from base 420 to 824 and encodes 134 amino acids. Gene Ontology annotation, molecular function: GTPase activator activity. NCBI's taxonomy places the organism in Eukaryota, Metazoa, Chordata, Actinopteri, Perciformes, Nototheniidae. Gene Ontology annotation, biological process: mitotic cytokinesis; mitotic spindle midzone assembly; Rho protein signal transduction. The transcript has 4 exons.
AAUCUUGUUCUUUUUUCACAAGUGGCUUCAAAAUGUUGUCCAGCUUGUUGUGGUGAAAAAUGGGCCCUGUUUUAUUAUUUAUUCAGGGGAUCAUAUGAUUUCUUUAUUUAGUUUUGACUAAAAAGGAUGUUCACAAAACAACAUUGUGGGGCAAAACAAAAUGUAUGUUCUUUAACUAAAUGUAAGGUAAAAUAAUCUCAGUGAUUCCAAGAGUUUUAAGUAUAUCUUGAUGAUUAACAAUGUCGUUUUUUCGUCAAAGAUUAUGGUUCCAUAGAAUGUUCUUAUUGUCUCUUGCAAAGUCCUAGCUCUGUAACGCCUCCUACAUCUCUGCAGUACAGGUCAUCUUUCAUUUCAGUUAGGACUGACAUUUCCCUUCACCCUUUUUCCUCCCAAGGGUCUCCCAGUGUGUGGAUACUAAGAUGGAUAUGAACAACCUGGCCAGAGUGUUCGGCCCGACUCUUGUGGGCCAUGCUGUUCCCGAACCAGAACCAAUGACCAUCCUGCAUGACACAAGCAGACAACCAAGGGUUAUGGAGCGCCUGUUCUCUAUUCCAGCUGACUACUGGGGCCAGUUUGCUUAUCCUGAUUAUACUGACAUCGGCAGCUCUCACCAAACUGAAACUCCAGACCACCACCAAGUGAGCAUAUUGGGACCAUUGACCACUCCAGAGCACCAGAUGAUGGCCAAAACCCCCUCCUCCAGCUCGCUGUCCCAGCGCAUGAAGCAGACCCUCUCCAGCACCAGCAUAUUUGGGAGCAAAAGCAAAGCGUCAGUUGCCUGUCAUCGCCAGGGCAACUUCUUCGCCUCUCCACAGCUGAAGUAAUGCUAAAGGAGAAAAAAAAACACCACCCAUAUUGUACUUCUGGGAUGCCUACUGCAAUAACUGAAUAUAGCCAAUGUUCACAUAAUCAUGUGGGAAAACUACUGUGUAAUUUUUAGCAUGUAACUCUUUUAUAACAGACUUUAUAACCAGAUUUCUUCUUUGAAAAGAUUCCUGCACAACUAUGUUUUUAUAUCUUUGAUUACUAAUGAUUUAUUUUUUAUACCAAAACUGUGGGACAUCUAUAUGAUUGUACGAGGUUUGAAGGCUUUGACCAAGCAACCGUUAUCAACAAUUCACGGAUUGUGCUUUGUGUUUUACUCUUUGGUUUGAUUACCAUAGCUAUGCAUUCACUUGUGUGCGGCCAUCUUUGAACCUGUGGUUGUAACCGCAGUGACGGGGGGGGGGGGCUCGAGCAAACGUGAAGAAAACAGUGGCAUUGGAUAAAGAGGAAAGACAUUUUAUUAUUGGCCAGUGUCUCUUUGUGUAUUGGCAUCGGUUGUCAUUGUCCUUGAACUGAUAUCCUUUUUUUGUUUUCUUGAUUUUAACAUUUUGUUUUAUAUUUAUGUGAUUGUGUCCUAUGAAGUAUAACAAACAUGGCAAUAUAUAUACUUUACUGCAAUUUUAACACUACUGCAAUGUUAACACUGAUACAGAAUGAGAGUAUUGUUGCAUUUUGCACAGUCUGUGUAACAAUCCGAGUAAAUGUGUUUUCUACCUGGAAACACACGCCACAAGAGGCUGCUGUUGCACCACUUUUGAUAGGCAAGCCCUAACCAAUGAUCUACUGUAUAUUAUGCAAAAAAAAGUUAGAGUUACUGACACUCAUUACAAUCAGCCGAUAAUUGGAAAACUGUAAAUUAUUCAGUUGAGUCAACAUUUUUCUCUCUCACAAACAGAGGUCUGAGAUUACAUCUGUGUGGUCAUCACAAACUAAAAUCUGGUGCUUCUUAAAUGUUUUAAUCUAAAAACUAAUUUGCAUGCGCUAUCAGUAUUUUAAUCACUGUAGUUUUCUUACAGGAAGUGACACUUCCUCUGACUUGUUCCUAGCGUGCUGCUCUCACGGUCACGCUUCUUACAAGCUCCAGAUUUCAGCGUGAUGAUGACAUCCUUAAUUAAGUAUGAGUUAUUUAGAAGAGAACUAUUUAUGUUGAUGAAACCAGAUUCACAGUAUUCAGUCAUUAAAACCAAAUAUAAUCAUGAUUUGCCUAAAAAUGAAGACAUUUGCAAUGUUUGUGGUUGUACUCCAGUAAUACUGCAUGUUUUAUACACUCUUGUACACUUUGAUGCCAUUAUACGGUGUCUCUAAUGUAAUGUAGUUUAAAUAAUUCAGUAACUGUCACCAAAGAUUUUGUGCAAUGAAUGUUAAACAUGUCUUAGCUCAAAUAAGAUCACACAAAAGUUCAUAUCUGAGCUCAAAAUAAAACAUCAAACAA